AUGGGCGGGGGAAAUCUCAAUCUCAAGAAGUCUUGGCAUCCGAGCACACUGAAAAAUCAGGAACGUGUCUGGAAAGCUGAACAGCAGGAGGAAAUGGAGAAGAAGAAAAUGGAAGAGUUGCAUCAGGAACUUCAGCACCAGAGAGAGAAGGAGCAUUAUCAGGAUCUGAACGACGAAGCGAGAGGCUCGACAGAGAAGAAAAAUAAAAUGGAUUGGAUGUACAAAGGAGUGACGGCCCUGGUCGAUCGCGAGGAUUACCUGCUGGGCCGGAAAGUCGAUAAAACAUUCGACGUGAUUCAGGCAGCGGAGGAGCAGAAUAAACAGACGGCGGAGAGCUCGGGCGGUGACGGGCUACCGAGUCAACUGUUCCGGCGAAGGAACGAUGACUCGGACCUCACACCGGUCGACAUGGCAACCAAGGUUCGCGAAGAUCCGCUGUACAUGAUAAGAAAACAGGAAUACGAAUCGAGGAAGCAGCUGUUGAGCAAUCCGGUGCGUUUGAAGAUGCUCCAAGAGAUGAUCGCUAAGGAAAAAUCUGGUAAAAGCAAGAAACACAAGAAAUCUAAGAAGCGAAAAAAGAAGAAGGAUAGCGAUGACGACUCUGACCUCGACGAAGGAGAUAUUGACGCGAAGAUCGCUAGGAGUCAGAAUCAAAGACAUGGCACCAGGAGUCCACAGAGGAGACAGGACUCCCGGAGCCCAAGCAGGAGGCAGAGGCACUCCCGAAGUCCGGAGCGUGAGAAGCGUACCGAGGACCACACGCCAAGACAGCGAGAUGAUGGCUUCGGUCUAAUACGGAGCUCAAGAGCUAGGGACCGUGAAGACUGCCAUGAGAAGAAGGAUUACAGAACAAUUCUUGAGGAUCGGCGGAAGAAGGAGGAGGAGGAGCGAAAACAACUCAGUAUAAAGUUGAGAGAGCGACAUUCCCGCAAGAUGACUCAGGAGGAAAAGGAGACGAAACUCCGAGAGAUGCAACAGGAUGCGGCUGCCCACGAGAAGGAGCGGGUAGAGUACGUCAAGAGGCACACAAAAUCGGAUUCGAUCGAAGUCCAAGGCUACAAAGAGGGUGGUUUCCGGGGGCCAGAAAUGUUAGCUAAAGCCGUAGACUCGUCAACUGUUGAAAUGCGUCUCAAGGCCAAGCACCAAGGUCUGCAGAGAUCCAGUCGAGCCAUGGAGAGUAAUUUCCUGCGUAAAUGAGUUUACUACGCCCAUGGGACACAUCAUUCAUCUUGAAUCGGAAAAACUCUGAGAUUUCGGACACAGCAUCGGGGGCAUAAAGCCAUCUAAGGAUGCUCGGUGCAUUCAAGGUUCGUACAUCCUCUUCCGGUGUGACGAGCGUGGAGAAGUUACGUACUGGAGCUAAGAAAUAAUA
Galendromus occidentalis (western predatory mite) is the source of this 1372-nucleotide messenger RNA. It is a transcript of the gene Cwc25, whose product is annotated as CWC25 spliceosome associated protein homolog. Gene Ontology annotation, cellular component: U2-type spliceosomal complex. The coding region runs from base 1 to 1197 and encodes 398 amino acids. NCBI's taxonomy places the organism in Eukaryota, Metazoa, Arthropoda, Arachnida, Mesostigmata, Phytoseiidae. Gene Ontology annotation, biological process: mRNA splicing, via spliceosome. The transcript has 3 exons. The record is from RefSeq and is a predicted model, not a curated record.